AUGAAACUCAUCAUCAUCGGCGCAACAGGCUUCGUAGGCACCGAAAUCCUGCGCCAGAGCCUCCUCAGGAAAGACAUCACCUCCGUCGUCGCGGUCACACGACGCACCCUUCCCUCCUCAUCACCCUCUUCCCCAAAACUGAACAACGUGGUUGUGAGAGAGUACGACCAGUACGAUCAUCAUGCGAAGACCGCGUUCAAGGACGCGAAUGGGUGUAUCUGGACUAUCGCCAUCACACCCUCCAAGUCCUCGAAUUUCCCUUGGGAUGAAGUCGUCCGAGUCUGUCAAACAUCCACACUAGCUGGCCUCCGCGCAAUGCACUCAGCCGGCCUCGCAUCACCAUUCCGCUUCAUCUACAUGUCUGGUAUCGCGGCGGAGCGCGACCAGACAAAAACGCCAAGUUUCAAGCCCCAAUAUAGUCUUAUGCGGGGCGAGACGGAGAACCAAGUCCUCGCUUUCGCCAAGGAGCAUGGAUUUGAAGCUGCGGCCGCGAAACCGGGAUUGAUUACUGAUGGGGGAAUUGCGAAAAAGGCUUUGGCCACGGCGCUGUAUUACGCAAUGGGUGUGCCGAGUGUGAAGGUGGAGCAGUGUGCGGCGGCGAUGUUGGAGCAGGUUGUGAAGGGAAUUGAGAAGGAGCCGUUGAUGAACAAUGAUUUGGUGGAGGUGGCGGAGAGGAUGGGUAGGGAGGGAGGAUGA
Didymosphaeria variabile is the source of this 696-nucleotide messenger RNA. RefSeq lists its product as uncharacterized. The record is from RefSeq and is a predicted model, not a curated record. Lineage: Eukaryota; Fungi; Ascomycota; Dothideomycetes; Pleosporales; Didymosphaeriaceae. The coding region runs from base 1 to 696 and encodes 231 amino acids. The transcript has a single exon.